GGAGACUCAGGAGUGCGAGCGCUGUCUGCUGCUAAACUGGACACACUCACACUGCUUAUGGACCAUGGAGGAGAGAACAGGACCAAACCAGGAUCCAGGAAAUACGGCUGUCAGCUCACACUGGAUCCAAACACAGCGCAGAGAGACCUGUCUCUGUCUGAGGGGAACAGGAGGGUGACACACACACCGGGGAGAGAGGAGCCAUAUCCUGAUCAUCCAGAGAGAUUUGAGUCUCUGCCCCAGGUUGUUUGCAGAGAGAGUGUGUGUGAGCGCUGUUACUGGGAGGCUGAGUUCAGUCUGUCUGAGGGGGGAGUGGUUUAUAUAGCAGUGACAUAUAAAAGAAUCAGCAGGAAAGGAGAGGGUUCUGACUGUAGGUUUGGGUACAAUAAAAACUCCUGGAGUCUGAGGUGCUUUAAACAAAGUGUCUCUGAUAAACUCUGUUACUCUGUCUGGCACAAUGAGAACCCAACACGCAUACCUGUCCCCCCCUCCCCCUACCGCAGAGCAGGAGUGUGUGAUGAUGAUGAUGAUGCUGGUAGAGGAGUGUGUGUGUACAGGGUAGGAGUGUGUGUGGACCGUCCGGCCGGCACUCUGUCCUUCUACAGCGUCUCUGACUCUGACACACUGACCCUCCUGCACAGAUUCCACACACACUUCACUCAACACACACCCCUCUGUGCUGGAUUUAGACUGUGGGAGUGCUCCUCAGUGACCCUCUGCUAACUGGAGUAGAGACACACACACACAUACACUCAUAUACACAUUCACACACACACACAUACACUCAUAUACACAUUCACACACACACGCAUGCACACACAAACAUGCACACACGCACAUGUGCGCACACACAAACAUGUACGUGCACGCACACACACACACACACACACCACAUUCACGUACCCACUCACACACACGCUCAUAUACACAUACACACACACCCACACCUACACACACACAUCCACACACACACCCUUUCUCUCUCACGCUCACACUCAUGCACACGCACUCACAAAUACACACGCUGAUGUACACUCAUGCACACGCACUCACACACCUACGGAUGCACAAUCUCGUGCACACACACUCACACUCUUACACACACAUACACACUCUCUCUCUCAUACUCAGUCACUCACACACACAUCCUCUCUCUCACACACACACUCAAAUCCACACAUUCACAUAAACGCACACACACACACACAAACUCAUGCACUCACGCACACACACAUACAUGCGUGCAGAGACACAAACACGUGUCAACACACACAUUCACAUUCCCAUACGCAUGCACACACAUGUAUAAACACACACACAUUCUCUUACCCAUGCACACACACACUGAUGUACACUCAUGCACACGCACUCACACACCCACGCACGCACACACUCGUGCACACACACUCACACGCUUACACACACAUGCACACUCUCUCACACACCCAAUCACACACAUGCACACACACCUACACACGGACACACACAAUCUCUCGCACGCACAAACACACACAUUCACAAGUGCACUCUCACGCGCGCACACACAUGCAUGCAUACGUACACACACUCAUAACCGUAUGCACACACACACACCCUCUCUCUCUCUCAUACUCAGUCACUCACACACACACACACAUCCACACAAAUGCAUGCACACACACAAACUCAUGCACUCACGCACACACAUACAUGUGUGCAGAGACACAAACACGUGUCAACACACACACUCCUCAGUGUCCCUCUGCUAACUGGAGUAGAGACACACACAUGCGCGCACACGCAAACAUGCACACGCAUACACACACACACAAGUGCGCAUACACACUCGAACACAUGCACGCACACACACACAUAUAUAUAUACACAAACACUCAUAUACACCUAGACCCUCACACACCCACACCUACACACACCCACAUAUAUACACACACACUCGCACACACAAACACUCAUACACAUACAUACACGCACACUCAAUCACACACUCACACACACAUAUAAACACAAACACUCAUAUACACCUAGACCCUCACACACCCACACCUACACACACCCACAUAUAUACACACACACUCGCACACACAAACACUCAUACACAUACAUACACGCACACUCAAUCACACACUCACACAUAUAUAUACACACACUUAUAUGCACCUAGACCCACACACAUGCACUCACACACCUACACACACUCUCGAACACUCAGUCACACACACACACACCCUCUCUCUUUCACAUACACUCCAUCACACACAUACAUACUCUCACACACACCCUUUCUCUCUCGGUCAUGCACACGCACUCACACACCCACGUACGCACACACGCAUGCAAACAUACACACGCUCAUACGUGUGAGGGGCGAUAUAGCUAAGGAGGUAAGAGCGGGUGUCUGACAGUCGGAGGGCUGCCGGUUCGAUCCCCCGCCCUGGGUGUGUCGAAGUGUCCCUGAGCAAGACACCUAACCCCUAACUGCUCUGGUGAAUGAGAGGCAUCAAUUGUAAAGCGCUUUGGAUAAAAGCGCUAUAUAAAUGCAGUCCAUUCAUACCCGUAUGCACACACACACACACACUCUCUUUCUCUCACUCACACACUCUCAGUAUACAGACACACACAUUAGCAAACCCAUGCGCACACACACACACACACACUCAUGCAUUCACGCACAUACACGAACAUGUGUCAACACACACACAUUCCCAUUCCCAUACCCAUGCACACACAUGUAUACACACACAUUCUAUUACCUAUACGCACACACACACAUACUCAUGCACACACACAUGCAUACACUUACAUGCGUGCACACACCAUAUACACAUGUAUACGCAAACAUUCUCAUACCCAUACAUACACACACACACACACAUGUAUAAACACACACACAUUCACAAAGGCACUCUCACGCACACACACAUACACAUACAUACACUCAUUCUCUUGCACGCGCACACACUCAAAUACACAGUCUCACACACAUUCACACAAACGCACACACACACACAUUCUCUUACCCAUUCACACACGCAACCCGGGCACACACACACACAUACUCACGCACUCACACACAUGUUCACAUCAACAGUCACUACCACAAACGUACGCAUGCACACACACAUUCACAAAUACACCCACACAGAAACACACUCUCACCCAAUCACACACACGCACACACGUCGACACCCUUGCAAUCUUCCUUGACCAGUGCCUUACCAGUGCAAUUUCAGCUGUGCCCAAUAUUAACCUCAGUACAGCUUAAACCCUGUACAUGAGAGUAUGAUCUUUUAGCAGGUUCAGGUUAAGCACUCGCUAUUUAAAUGUGAUUUUAUUUUUUUACAUUUUGAUAAAUUUAUAUUUCAAAUGUUCAAGGUGUGUUUAUGUACUUUUGAUUAUUAAAACAUUAAUAUAACAUUGAGAGUAAUAAUGCCAAAAGAUGGCAGAGUAAAAUGUUUUUGAAGUAAUAAUUCUGUCUCCUGUAUCUGCAUCUUUUUUAAAAGAAGCCAGUGGCAAACUCCUCCACUUAAAUGUGCAUUUUACUAGUUUUUACAGUUGCUUUCAUUCAUUUUCACAAGAGUUCCAAUGUGCAAAUUUCUGUGGGCAAAUGCAGCUGAUAGGGAGAAUGCAGAAUGAUCACUGCAGUGUACUUAUUUCAUUUCAUUACUGUAAACAAUGAUGGAUUGAGUUUCCUUAUUUAUUCUGUUAGGAUUGAUUUUUUUUUUUUUUUUUGCUUUAAUUUUCUGUAUUUUCAGACAAUAAUAUGCAAUGAUUAAACCUGAAUUAUAAAAAUAUCAAA
This is a messenger RNA of Anguilla rostrata (American eel), 3796 nucleotides long. RefSeq names its product tripartite motif-containing protein 16-like. The transcript has 3 exons. Bases 58 to 723 code for a protein of 221 amino acids. The record is from RefSeq and is a predicted model, not a curated record. Gene Ontology annotation, molecular function: protein binding. NCBI's taxonomy places the organism in Eukaryota, Metazoa, Chordata, Actinopteri, Anguilliformes, Anguillidae.